Messenger RNA from Cannabis sativa, 1785 nucleotides. RefSeq names its product putative methylesterase 11, chloroplastic. Lineage: Eukaryota; Viridiplantae; Streptophyta; Magnoliopsida; Rosales; Cannabaceae. Gene Ontology annotation, molecular function: methyl indole-3-acetate esterase activity; methyl jasmonate esterase activity. The transcript has 5 exons. The coding region runs from base 340 to 1515 and encodes 391 amino acids. The record is from RefSeq and is a predicted model, not a curated record.
AGAGGGGGACACUAUUAACAUCAUUUAUAAAAUAUAAUAUGACUCGUUUUGCAUGAGAUUCAAUGGGAAAAAAAAAAAAAACCAUUUUGACUUUAAAUUUUAAAAUUUAUGGUAAAACUUAAUAAAUUCAGAGAAGGAAAGGAUGUACUAUUUCAUAGAACUUUUUUUUUUUAAAAAAAAAUUAAAAAAACUAAAAAAAGAUCGCCGUCAGAAUAGAAUAUAUUGUUCUUCCACAUAUACUACUGGUUCUGUCAGAAGAGUUUACUUACAAUAUAACUAUAUAUAGAUACAGACUUAGUCUGGUAGUGGAUACUGAUCAAUCUUGAGAAAGAAGAAGAAAUGGGAAACUCAUGGGGGUGUUUUGCUCCUCGGAGAGAGGUGAACAACUUAUUACAGCGUCGACCUACUAAUAAUAAAAAGUCAUCUUCUUCACCUUCUCACGACUCCUUCAUCACAAGAAACCGUUCCACUAAUAAGAAAACAGAGCAUAGAGAAGAUGAUUUGCUCCUUCAACAACAGGCCAUGGCGGCAGCUCUGCUUUUCCGGCAGCACCAGAGAAACGGCACUGGUGAUCUUCCGGCCUCCCUUAUGAACCGUUCAACCUCUGUCGUCUAUCCAUCUCCGGCUCCAAGAAAGCAAGCCUUUGCUAAAAGCUCAAGUUCUAGGCAACGCUCUGGGUCAGAUACUCUGCUUCACCCUCAGGAGCUUCUCGUUUCUCAGGACCGGAAGAGUGUUGAGGGUGUAGAAACCAAACAUUUUAUUCUUGUUCAUGGAGGUGGAUUUGGUGCCUGGUGUUGGUAUAAAACCAUGACACUAUUAGAAGAAGAAGGCUUCAAAGUUGAUGCAGUUGACUUAAAUGGUUCUGGAGUCCAAUCAUCUGAUACCAACAGCAUUACAAGUCUUGCACAAUAUGUAAAACCAUUAACUAAUAUUCUUGAGAAACUAGAGGAUGGAAAGAAGGUAGUUCUGGUGGGACAUGAUUUUGGGGGUGCUUGUAUAUCUUAUGCAAUGGAAUUAUUUUCAUCUAAAGUUGCAAAAUCCAUAUUCAUUGCCGCAACAAUGUUGGCUAGUGGGCAGAGUACCCUUGAUUUGUUUUCACGACAGUUUGGUGCAAAUGAUCUAAUGCAACAAGCACAGAUAUUCUUGUACGCUAAUGGGAAGGAUCAGCCUCCUACUGCUAUAGAACACAACAAAGAAUUGGUCAAAGAUCUUUUCUUCAAUCAAAGUCCUUCUAAGGAUGUUGUAUUGGCCUCGGUAUCAAUGAGGCCUGUUCCUUUUGCACCAGUCAUGGAGAAACUCUCUCUUUCCGAAGCGAAUUAUGGCUCGGUUAGCAGGUUUUACAUUGUAACACAAGAAGAUCAUGCCAUAAGUCCUUCUCUACAGGAGAUUAUGAUAAACUCGAAUCCACCAGAGCAUGUUUUUCGGAUCAAGGGCUCUGAUCAUUCACCUUUUUUCUCGAGGCCUCAAGCUUUACAUAAGAUAUUAGUAGAGAUAGCUCAGAUUCUACCAAAGUAAAACUUAUUUCCAAAGUACACCAAUUCUCAAAGAGCCUUGAUUCCUUCAAGGCUAUAGUGCGCUUAUAUUUAAAGGCCACAAUGUGUAGAUUAUUAUUAAAUAAGGUGCAUCAUUCAGAACUUUCAUUGUCGCUUGUACACUGUUUAGGUUGAUUAUUUUAUUGGUGUGAGACUUUGAGAGCUUAAAUUAGAUGUAGAUUUUUUUUUCUUUUCGAAUUUUUGUAAAUAGUAGAAGUUUGAUGUGAGUUGGAAAUGAGCCAUUAAUUGUGCA